AAGAGAGAGAGAGAGAGAGCUACAUAGCAUAGGAAUUGCAGAGAAGGGGAUCAAAGCUAGGAAUUGAGAGGACAAUGGAGAGCCCGCCGGGGAGCGCGAGGUCGAGCCCAGAGGCCGAGGUCGGGAUGCGGGUCGAGGACUUGUGGGACCUGCAGGAGCCGCAGCUCACCCCGACCGAGAAGCUCAACUCCUGCUUCUGCACCAUCCCCGUCUCCUCCUUCCCUCCCGCCCCUUCCUCACAAGUGGUUGAGAUACCCUCAGAUUCGACCCUGGCGGAUGUGGUAGAAACUUUGUCCAAGAACCGAAUUCUGAGCGCGCCGGUGCGGAAUGUGGAGGCCUCUGAUGAUGCUAGUUGGAUCGACCGAUACAUCGGCGUCGUAGAAUUUGCGGGAAUCGCUGUGUGGUUGCUGCAUCAGUUGGAAGUCGUGGCUCGUGAGACGACGACAGAUUCUGCAGCGAAAAAGGAGGUCGGCGCAGACGAAUUAGCAGCUAAGCUUGGCACUGUUACAUUGGAGAACAAAGAAGCUAAAAUGGAAGGAGCAACUUUCGCUGACGAAGAAGCUAAACAUGUGGUUAAAUCCACUCCUUCAGAAGCUGCUUCAAUGGGUGGGAGCUUCCUCGAAGCCCUCACUUCCUCAGAAUGCUACAAGAACACAAAGGUCAGGGACAUCGCGGGGUCCUUCCGGUGGGCGCCGUUCCUUGCGUUGCAGAGCUCAGAUUCGUUUCUGACGAUGCUUCUGCUGCUGUCAAAGUACAGAAUGAAGAGCCUCCCCGUGGUCGAUUUAGGCGAGGGGAAGAUCGAGAACAUCAUCACGCAGUCCGCAGUGCUUCACAUGCUGGCGGAAUGCGUCGGGCUUCACUGGUUCGAGGACUGGGGCACGAAGAAGCUCUUCGAACUCGGGCUUCCGAUAAUGAAGCCAAAUAGACUUAUCAAGGUCAGCGAGGACGAGCCCAUCCUAAACGCUUUUCAACAAAUGAGAAGACGAGGGAUAGGCGGAGUUCCGGUCGUAGAUGCGAAUCGGAACAAGGCGAUCGGAAGCAUAAGCAUUAGGGAUGUUCAGUAUCUGUUAACUGCUUCUGAAAUAUACAAAGAUUACAGAUUGAUCACAGUGAAGGAUUUCAUGAUGACUGUAAGAGAACAUUUGGAGAACCAAAAGGACUCGGCAGCGCCGAUAAGUAUGAUCACUUGCAGGAGGGAAGAGACUGCCAAAGAGAUUAUUCUGAGAUUGGACGCCGCGAAGCAGCAGAGGAUUUAUGUUGUCAAUGAGGAGGAGGAGCUUGAGGGAGUGAUCACGCUGCGCGACAUAAUCUCAAGGCUGGUUCACGAGCCGCACGGCUACUUCGGAGACUUCUUCGACGGAGUGUUUCCACUUCCUGAGAACAGCAGGGUCUGAUGAACUGCAACAAAAAUUUUGAAGCCUCUGAAACUUUUGCAUUUUACUGCUUUGUGUUUUAUGUUGUUGUAUGAUUCUUUUUCUAACUGUUUGCCUUUUCUGGUGAGUACUAAAACCAAGCACCUUUUCCAGUUCUUGUU
This is a messenger RNA of Ananas comosus (pineapple), 1534 nucleotides long. Its product is annotated as SNF1-related protein kinase regulatory subunit gamma-1-like. Bases 75 to 1394 code for a protein of 439 amino acids. Lineage: Eukaryota; Viridiplantae; Streptophyta; Magnoliopsida; Poales; Bromeliaceae. The transcript is spliced from 6 exons. The record is from RefSeq and is a predicted model, not a curated record.